AGGGGGCGGGGCAUCCUGUAGGAGUCCGCUGGCUUCCUGGUAGCCAGGAAGGAGCGGAGCAUAUGCGGAAGUGGGAAGCUGCGGAGGAGCUCCGGGAGCUCGGGGUCUGAAGGGAGGGAGUCCUCUCGAAGGUCCGGGUGGAGUCUCUCUCCUAAGGGCAGGGCCAGGGCCUUUGUGACUCCUGUGGAGCCUCACUCUUGUAAAUCCCUGUAGACCAGUUUGAUGCCUAGGAAGAGAAGAGCAAGACCUCUCCCCCUCUGGGAUCCUUCUCCCUGCCCAGCUCAGUCUGCAGAGGACCAAGGCCUGGCCCCAGCAGGGAGCCUGGAGCCAGAGGGAAUGGCCCCUAGGAGCAGCAGCCCUCCUCUCCAGAAAUGUUUCCAGCUCCUCUUCAUUAUUGAACAUCUGCUUUUUGGCCCCUAAUGUUAAGCUCCCAUCUGCAGGAUGGGUCACCCUGGGCUGCAUCCUGAUCUCCAGAGUGGUCUGGCUGCUUAACCUUUUUCCCCUCAUGCUCUCCCACAGAUCUACCUGCCUCACAGGUAGAACACCAACUUUCUCCCUGAUUCUACAGGGAGAUUCAUUUAAGAGGAAGGGGUUGGUGACAUUCAAGGACGUGGCAGUAGACUUCACCCAGGAGGAGUGGGGCCUUUUGGACCAUGCUCAGAAGGAAUUGUACAAGGGGGUCAUGCUGGAGAACGCCCAGAACCUGCUCUCCUUAGGGCUGCCAGUUCCCAGAGAAGACGUGAUCUCUUACUUUGAGCAAAGGGAAGCACCAUGGAUGCUGGAGCAAGAGGGCCUGAGGAGCUGCGGUCCAGAACGAGAGAUCAGCUUGGAAAUGAAGGAAACUGCUGUAGAGCUACCCCAAAGAUUCAUGAGUGAUGUCCCCUCUGACUUCAGUUGGAGAGAAGUCUGCACAACACCUGAGAAUAUCCUAACUGUGGAGAAAUAUGACUGUAAACAGUGUGGAACGGGCUUUAGAGGGAAAAGAUGUCUUAUUGUACAUGAGAGAAUCCACACUGCAAAAAAACCUAAUGAAUGCAAUCAAUGUGGAAAGGCUUUUAGAUCGAAGUACGGUCUUAUUGUACAUGAGAGAAUCCACACUGGAGAGAAACCUUAUGAAUGUUUUCAAUGUCUAAAAGCUUUCACACAGCGGGCUCAUCUUAUUAGACAUCUACCAACACACGCUAGAGAGAAAGCUUAUGAAUGUAAUCAUUGUGGAAAACCUUUUCAAUCGUGGGAGAGUCUUACUCUACAUGAGGGAAUCCACACUGGAGAGAAAUCUUUUGAAUGUUAUCAAUGUGGAAAAGCUUUGAAAUCAAGGGAGAGUCUUACCCGACAUCAGAGAAUCCACAGUGGAGACAAACCUUAUAAAUGUAAUCAAUGCGGAAAGUCUUUUACAUGGAAGGAUGGUCUUACUAAACAUGAGAGAACACAUACAGGAGAGAAACCUUAUGAAUGUUACCAAUGUGGAAAAGCUUUUAUACAACAGGCUAAUCUUACUAGACAUCUGACAACACACACUAGAGAGAAACCUUAUGAAUGUAAUCAAUGCGGAAAAGCUUUUAAAUUGAGGGAAAGUCUUACUCGACAUCAGAAGAUCCACACUGGAGAGGCUUUUCAAUCAUGGGACAGUCUUACUCUACAUCAGAGAAUCCAUACUGGAGAGAAAGCUUAUGAAUGUGAUCAAUGUGGAAAAGCUUUUAAAUGGAGGGACAGUCUUACUCUACAUCAGAGAAUCCACACUGGAGAGAAACCAUAUGAAUGUGAUCAAUGUGGAAAAGCUUUUAAAUGGAGGGAAAGUCUUACUCUACAUCAGAGAAUCCACACUGGAGAGGAACCUUAUAAAUGUUAUCAAUGUGGAAAGACAUACAGAUGGCAAGAAAGUCUUGUUGAACAUCAGAGAAUCCACACUGGAGAGAAACCGUAUAAAUGUGAUCAAUGUGGAAAGGCUUUUAGAGGUAGAAGGUCUCUGCGUGAACAUCAGAAGAGAGAAACAUUAUUAAUGUAAUCAACGUGCAAAGGCUUUUACAAGGAAGGCUUGUCUUACUGUAUAUCAGAGAAACCACACUGGAAUGAAAUCCUAUGAAUGUGAUCAAUGUGGAAAAACUUAAAUGGUGAAACAGUCUUACUGUACAUCAGAGAAUCAACACUGGAGAGAAAACGUAUGAAUGAAAUCAUUGUGGAAAAACUUAUACAUCUAGGGACAGUUUUCUUCAACUUCAAAAGAUCCAGAUAUGUCACCAAGGCAAUAUUCACAAUAGUUGUGAUCAUUCUAUGUCAGCAUGGUUCUGUUUCACGAAAUAUAACAGACUCUCCACAUAGAAGACAGAAGAAGCAAAACAUUUAUCAAACACCACACAACCAAAUCCCAAAACCAGUAGCUCCAUCCAGGCAGGAAGGAAAUUAAUAUACAUAAUCACAGCAGAGAACCACUCUAUCCGAAAGCCUCCACCCUGCUGCUGCUGAGGCCUUCCCACAAACUCACAGCACAGCUAGCUUGCCUCCUCUCUCUCCCUCUAACUGCUCUUAGCAUUUCCUGCUCCACUCUUUGUAGUUCCCCUUGUUCAGCAAGCUCCUCCCACCACAUGUGACUUGGGCUUCCUGUGAUGUAAGCAGGUCACAUGGUCUUACUAAUGUAUGGGGAAGAUCUUCAAAUUCACAUUACAAUUCAUUCAGCCCCAAGAUCUUUCUUAUCCAUGACAUAGGUCAGUAGGAGUUUUGGGAUAACUGGUGUCAACAGAACUUUACAACAGGAUAACAGGGAUAACACAAACUAAGAACUCAAAACAAUAUCAUCAUUGCCCUCUCAAAUGAAUGUGGCUCAAAAUCUUAGACUAAGGGAUGAACAUUGUGUCAUCCAUAGCUUGUUUCUGCUCUAAUUGGAUCUAGAGCUGUCCCUGCCUCAAGGUCAAGAGAGUCCCAUUUGAGAGGUCAGUUCUUUAGCUUGGUGGACCCCAGGUCCAGGGAUGACACAUCACAGACGUCAUAUCCAGGGGUGACAUCAGGGGAUGACAUCCACCUCAAACUAUCAGGCAUCUGCAGGUGGAGGGUACUAAGCCUACAGGAAACAAAUUUAGGAAACAAGUUUGACAUAUUGUAAGGGCAAGGAAAGUGGGCCUUUUUUGCUCUUUUUUCUUUUGGAGUUCUAAUUCUCAGAACUGAGGCAAUCAAAUGCCUUUGAUGGAAUCAAGAGUCUUUGAUGACCUGAUGAAGUCACAAGAGAGCCGAAACCACACGAGUUUGAGUCACAUGGUUGUGAUGCCCUCUGACCCUGAAGAAGUGUGUAUAUACUCUGAGGUUAGCAUUUGGCUUUGGGGCUCACUCGUUGGAAGAGUGUUUGUGUGAUUUGGCCAGACGAGACUCUGGGUGGCCAGUAAGGAGCACCCCCCCCCCACCCCCAUCUUUAAAAACCCAGAUGUUAGUGCUUUUUCCUCUGGUAACUUUAUGUAUUGCUAUGGACAGACAGAAGGCCUGUUUGCUGAUAUGUGUUAUUUGCUCUGUUUAUAUAAUUUUUGCUUGUAAUUCCUAUUUGUAUUGUCUCUGAAGUUGAGGGUGCUGACUUUUUCCCCUGAACUAAGUGAACGCCAUAUAUAUGUUUAAUUAAAGUGAGAUUGUAAACCUC
Messenger RNA from Trichosurus vulpecula (common brushtail), 3619 nucleotides. Its product is annotated as zinc finger protein OZF-like. Gene Ontology annotation, molecular function: DNA-binding transcription repressor activity, RNA polymerase II-specific. The record is from RefSeq and is a predicted model, not a curated record. The transcript has 6 exons. The coding region runs from base 506 to 2005 and encodes 499 amino acids. Gene Ontology annotation, biological process: negative regulation of transcription by RNA polymerase II. NCBI's taxonomy places the organism in Eukaryota, Metazoa, Chordata, Mammalia, Diprotodontia, Phalangeridae.